UACUAGUUACACCAAAUCCAAGUGCAUGCCAAGUUUAUGAAAGCUUAUGCAGUAACUGAAAUAAAGAGAAGAGGAUGAAAAUCAAGUUUCCCUGGUGAAUCUAAGGUGCAAAGUGCCACCCACUACCCUAAAAAAUUGCUUUUGAAGCUAACUGGAAGAACAAGAAGCUCUUUAUUCAGCUGAUCUGGAAUGGGGUGGCUAUCCAGAUUACUCAGAAACGACAAAGAACUGCAUUUGAUAAAGCAUGAAUUUGCUCCUCCAAUUGAAUGUCCUGUAGUUGUUUUCAGAUAUCGGAAAAAUGGCAAAGGGGAAACACUUCAGUCCAAAGCUAUAAAGGGGGAUAAUAAGAUUCUAUCACAAGACUGAAAAGUGAUUGGCUUGUACAUUGAAAAAUAUAAUAUAAUAUGACAAUAGAUUCAAUGGAAAGCCAAAUGAAAAGAGUCAACAACAAAAUUUUCUCUUAUUUUCUGAACCACUUAGCUGUUAUCUCUACUUUUGUGCCUUCUUUUUUCGGCCAGAUUAGUCUUCCUACGCUUGACUUACUUUCAUAUUUCACGCAGAUAAAACCAGAAAAUUUCUGUGCAAUUGUACCAUCAGAAAUGAGUAAAGGUGGCUCACAGAUGAAAUCAUCAGGGUCAGAGAAUCUUACUGGAAAAAAAACAGUUGUGUCAGGAGAAUUGGGUGUUUUAGAUUAGUUCAUCCACUUCUGUUGUUAUGCAAGAACACAUGAAUGAUGGAGAGGUAGAGCUUUCAGAUCAAGCUCUAAUGGCAAAAUUGGGAACUUCUCCUUCUGUGGACUCAUUUCUUGAUGAAUUGUUGAAGAACACUAGAACAUGUACCCACACUCAUACUUGCAACCCACCUGGCCCUGAGGUGGCUGUGCAUACACAUACUUGCUACCAUACACACACUCAAGUUAUUCCAUCCGAAGAAGAUCAUGAUCAUGAUCAUGAUCACUCGAAUGGUAGAGAGCAUUCUGGUUUAAAACCAAGAAGGUCAUUAGGUAAUAGAGAAGCUGUUAGAAAGUAUCGGGAGAAAAAGAAGGCACACGCAGCUUAUUUAGAAGAGGAAGUCAAGAAAUUGCGUUUGUUGAACCAGCAACUAGUUAGGAAAUUGCAAGGGCAAGCUAUUCUUGAAGCUGAGGUAUUGAGGUUGAGAGGUCUUUUGGCAGACCUUAAAGCAAAAAUUGAUGAUGAGUUAGGUGUUUUCCCAUUCCAAAAGCAGUGUCAUACCUCAACUAUAAUGAAGGAAGGUGAUUGCAGUGUGCAUACUGGCGGGACAAUCGGCCUUCGGUGUGAGGGUGAUCUACCAUGCUUUGAUCCACAAGCAGAGCCAUCUUCACAAACUGAUAUCGGUGGAAGUGGGAAAAUGGUGGCAUUGUGGGAAGGAAAUUGCCAUCCUGCUAAAAUAGAUUGUUUAGUUAACAGACAUGAUCAUAUAAUGAAUGCUGAUCAAGGAUGGGCUUUCAACGCGGUCGAAGCAAUGGUAUCAUCUGCAUCUCAAGCUGCUGAAUAAAAAGAGUGAAAUAUUUUGUAAGAUUUUCUUCGAUUUACUGAUGUUGGUAAUUUACGAAAGUAUAGAAUACAGGAGUAUCUUUGCAUAUAUACAUCAAUGUUUUUAGAUACUAAAAUAUACUAAUAUAGAUCUCCAAAUGUUGUCACUGUAAAUCUAUACAUAUAUAGUGCAUAACAGCUUCAGCUCAACAGAAACUUUUGUACUUGAGGACUCUACUUUUUCAUUUUGAUAUCUCAGAGCAGCUUGUAAGGUAACUGUCUUUAGAAAGCACUUUCUCUUGUUCAUGUCAAUGAAUGUGUACAUUGAAGUUUCGUAUAAAAAAUCUGCUGCUUCUUGUUGGAGACUUUUUA
This is a messenger RNA of Mangifera indica (mango), 1865 nucleotides long. Its product is annotated as basic leucine zipper 23-like. Gene Ontology annotation, biological process: DNA-templated transcription; regulation of transcription by RNA polymerase II. The transcript has 2 exons. The record is from RefSeq and is a predicted model, not a curated record. Gene Ontology annotation, molecular function: DNA-binding transcription factor activity, RNA polymerase II-specific; RNA polymerase II cis-regulatory region sequence-specific DNA binding. Bases 715 to 1515 code for a protein of 266 amino acids. Lineage: Eukaryota; Viridiplantae; Streptophyta; Magnoliopsida; Sapindales; Anacardiaceae.